GCUGUCAUUUUAUUUCUGUCCUUGACGCCGCGUAAGCACGAACACACGUAUGCCUCCCCACAGAUCAUGCAGCCAGCUACUGGUAUCACCAUGAAGAUGCACACAUGAUGUAAGCAUUGAUUGACACACACGUGCACCCCCCUCCGUGAGUGCCCGCUGUCUGUUUAGACAGCCGGGUUCCUGUAUAGGUAUGGCAUGUUUGAUGGCAGGAUCUGCUUGGCACGCCCACGCAACUCGCUCCCCUCCUCUGAUGUCACUAUCAGAGGCGGCACAUACUUAUCCGCUGCACAAAUUAACCGACCACACGAGACUUGAUGUCCUGUCUGUCUUCUGUCUGUCUGUCUGUCUGUCUGUCUGGGUACCUUUGAGUGUGUCGGUGACAUCUUCCCGCUUUGCCACGGCCUUUUCUGCCUUGGUGCGGCCAAUGAGGGCUCGGACAGACGCAUUGGAGUGCACAUUACGCAUUUGCUGUGGAGAAUGGGCGUUCAGAGACGGACCGUCAGACACACGUAUCGAUACCAUGUCAAACACAAAGAGAUCACCUGUGACGUGUGGAGCACUCUGUCCGCUUCAGCCUUCGCAUCCCCUUCUCCUUCCGGCUGAUGACAUUGACACAGACACACACACACACACACGCACACACACGGACUUGUUGUCCAUCAGCGGUCAUAUGCAUCAAUUGGUGUCUGCGUGCCGCGCCUACCGAGCCGUUCCAUGCUGGUCGGUCCUCAAGACCUGCCGCUGGCGCCUCGCCGUUUAAUACAUGGCCAUUGUGCUUGCCUGCACAUGAACGGAGCUGUGUCUCUGAUGUGAUCGAUGCGAUGCCAUGCGAUGGUGGUCGCUUCCACGGUACCAUUUGUGAGUAGUUCUUGCUCGAGAGCCCCUUCCUGUGGGUUGGCCUCCUCCGCUGGCUGCUCCUCAGCGGCGUUGAGGUCAUCCAGCAGCUGCUGCUGCCACUCCUCCUCCUGUUGAUCGACCGGCCAUUCAGCAGAGAAUUGGACACGCUCCACGUGUACGAUGGAUGCCAUGGGCACGUGUGCGUAUGUCUCCCCAGCCCACCUCUUUCUGGAGCUGCCUUGCCCUGGUUGCCAGGAAGGACAGGGCGCUCUUGAACUCAAGAUCGUGCACAUACUCCUCAAAGUCAAGGGACUGAAUGGACACACACAUACACAUACACAGGACGUCAACCCGCCAAAUGUGAAGGUGUGACAGCUGUCUGUGUCGCAAGACUUAUUCGCCGGUCGGUCGCUGACCGAUGCGAAUUGUAUGAGGCUGUCCGCGUUCUCCUCCUCAGCGGCCUCCACCUGCUGGGCCGUCAUCGCCCACAGCGGCCUCUUGGACGCAUCUUCCUCUUGACGGGCUGCACCCACGCCCCUCCCAUGCUUCCGGGGACCCGACAGCUGCAGAGCUUCCAUCAGACGAGAACGCUCCGGCUGAACAGGCUCGGCUCCCGCUGCUUCGUCCCUUUUGGGCUGUUUGCGUAGUGUGACCCCUCUCUCUGUCCAGUAGUCGGCCAUCAUGGCCCGGACGGCCUCCCGCUGUGCGUCGCCCUUUGCCUUGAUCUUACGGUGCCUCGCCUCCUCCUCAGUGGCCUCCAGCGCAAGAUACUGCUUUGUGUCACGAACCUGAUAACAUACAUACGGCCGAUGCAAUUAUGCGGUGCAGACCAAGAUGGUGUGUGGGCGGCGUGUAUACACACGCACACCUGUGCGGCAAGUUCUCUGAGGAACUUCUUAUGUGCGGCCAUGGCCGGCAGGCUGCCGGGCGGACAUGACUCGGCGACCGUGACCUUCUUGGCGGGGCAGAGGCCCACGGGCUCAUGGGAAGUCACCCACUUGAAGGUCGGAGGGCCGCUCCCUGACCUGGAGUCAACCAACACAUCAAUCAGGAUGUCCCCUCUCCCUUUGUCAUUGCAGAAGCGUGUGCAGUGCAUGGGCCUGUACUUUUUCUUGUCGAGGGGAGCCUCGCCAGGGCGGUUGCAGAGCAUCACGCUGCAGAAGAGAACAAGACAAAGCGAGGGGCAAUGGCGAAAUUGCCAUCACUGCAGUGUCAUGUGUGGUGGUGUGUGUACCCCUUGAAGUUGCCAAGGCUGGCGCCUUCUGCUGACGCCAUUUUUCGUGCGCGAGACUGG
Vitrella brassicaformis is the source of this 2131-nucleotide messenger RNA. The record is from the annotation of a GenBank genome assembly. Lineage: Eukaryota; Vitrellaceae.